Messenger RNA from Colias croceus (clouded yellow), 1337 nucleotides. RefSeq lists its product as uncharacterized. NCBI's taxonomy places the organism in Eukaryota, Metazoa, Arthropoda, Insecta, Lepidoptera, Pieridae. Bases 2 to 1276 code for a protein of 424 amino acids. The record is from RefSeq and is a predicted model, not a curated record. The transcript is spliced from 9 exons.
CAUGGCUUUCUUGAUAGCGAUCGCUAUUUUUAUUAUAAUUUUAAUAUAUUAUAUUCUGUAUAAAGAGGAUUCUAAACCCAUAUUUGGGGUGUAUUUAGUGCCGGGAAAGUGGUACUAUUUGAAACAUGCUGUGUUUUCGUGUUUGUACUAUUUUAGAAAAUAUGCCAAUAAAUACAAGGCAGCAGGUCGUGAUGGCAGGGCGGGGCAGGGCGUCAAAGCUAUAGCAAAUCCAGCUGAAAUGGACCGAGCGCAACCUCUAAGUGACCACGCCAAGGCAUUCGACGCAGUAUUCUUUAUCUCAUCAAAAAAAGAUGAGUCCGACAAAGGCAUCUAUGUUGUUAUGGGGUGCGAACGUCGACCUAUGGGCAUGUGUAACGGCUUAUUUUAUAUUGGGUUGCCUGAAAAAGGUCUGCUCUGUAGUAAGAAGAUUCCCGACACGGUCCUGUUUGGGGCAGAAAUUGGUGAAUUUGGUGCUGAAGGUAUUCAAAUAAUUCCAGUAGAGCCGAUGAAGAAAUGGACAUUGUCCUACAAAGGGCAGAUGUGGUACCAAAACGACCCGGAAAAGGUGGUAGACGUGGAAUUCACAGGCGAAUGGUCAGCCACCAGCAAUUACUUCGACUACGACACCGACCUACAUCCGCCAGCUGUCAUCAAAUCGAUAGCUAGAGAGAAGUGGAGCAAGGAGUACUUCCAAGGCCUGAAAACGGCACAUCAAUCACACUACGAACAAUUUGGAACACUGAAGUGCAAAUUCAGCAUCGAAAAUGAAAACUUUGAAUUGACUCUACCAUCCUUCCGGGAUCACAGCUUUGGACACACCCGCGACUGGUCGCUAAUGCACAGAUACGCUUUCCACCACAUUUUCCUACAAAACGGCGUCAGUCUCAGCGUGGGCGUGAUCUGUCAACCCUGCACUGCGUCCAGAUUCGAAGCCGGUGUAGUAUCCUUACCAAACGGAGAAGUGCAUGCGAUUGAAUGGGUAGACUUGCAACUGUAUCAACACGGAGAAAAUGGCAUCGCACCGAAGGAUUAUGCUUUUACUUGCAAGGCGGGAGAAAAUGAGUAUACCGUUCAGGUACUAGUAGAAUACGAAUCAGUCCACUACGUAUCCGAAGAAUGGGAAGCUCGAAUGGUAGAAAGAUUCUGCAAGUUUAUUGUAAACGGAACUCCAGGCCGUGGUGUAUCCGAAUUCCACUAUAGAUACAAAGAUGGCCGCCCAGAAACUGCCGCCAAAAAUGAUCCGGAGUGGUAUAGGAAAAUGUGCCAUAAGAUUUGAAAUAAAAGAUUGAUUUUUCAUUGUUACUGAUGUACCGAAUGUAAUAAAUGUUUUUGAUAAA